Molecule: messenger RNA, 1530 nt
Organism: Acanthosepion pharaonis
Lineage: Eukaryota; Metazoa; Mollusca; Cephalopoda; Sepiida; Sepiidae
Source: the annotation of a GenBank genome assembly
AUGUUCCUUCCUUCUGUUUUUCCUUUGUCUUUUCUUUCUUCUCUAUUUUCCCUCCAUAUUUGUUUUUUUCUUUCCCCUUAUCCAUUUUUUCCUUGCUUGUCUUGUCUCGCUCUUCUUUUCAUGUUUUCCUUUUUUUUUCUUCAGUUUUCUCCUUUUUCAGUUUCCUUCUUUAUACGUCGUUUUCGAUAUUUGUUCGUUUGUGUUUAUCUUCGUUUGCUUUUAUCAUUCAUAUUAUUUUCCUUUUCCCAAUCUUUUAUGUUUUUUUUCUUUCGUAUUCUACAUCAUUUUCUACUGUUUAAUUCUAUUUCUUCUUUUUCUUCAUACACUCAUUCUAUUUUUCCAUUUACUUUUUCAUUUCUUCUUACAUCGCAGUUUUACUUCCUUCUUUUCUUUUCCUUUCCAAUUCUCCUUCCUCUUUUUAAUCUUCCUUGUCUUUUUACACUCAAAUAUUUAUUAUUUUCUUUAUUCUUUCUUAUCUUCUUCCUUUUUGCAUGUUCCAUCAUUUUUCCUUACAUUUUCUAUAGUUUUCUUCUUCUUUUCUUUUUGGCUUCUCUUCUUUUCAUUAUUUUCAUGCCUUUCUAUUUGACUUCCUUUGCUAUAUUUCCUUCCUUUGCUAUUUUUCCUUCCUUUGCUAUUUUUUCUUCCUUUGCUAUUUUUCAUUUUUACCUUUCUUUUUAUACAGGCCGCACUAUAUAUAUUCCAUUGUGUUCCUUCCCUUCUUUUUUCAUUCUUCUCAAAUUUCUAUUUUCUCUUUCACUCUUUUCUCUCAUCUUUUCUUUCUCUUUUGGCUUCAUCACUCUUUCCCUUCAUUCCAUCUUUCUUUUCUAUCUUUUCAUUCCUAACAUUUUCCCUUUUUCUUUUCAUCUUCAUCCAUCAUUCCUUUCAUUAUUCAUUCUCUUUUAUCUUCUUUCCUUCCUUCUUUUCUUCAUCAUUACAUCGUUUCUUUGGGUUUCUUUAUUCUUUGCUGCAAUAAUUCUUCAUUAUUCUUUCUUCCCUUUUCGUCCCUUUUCGUUGCAUUAUAUUUUUUAUUCUUUUAUUUUUUUCUUUCUGAAUUUUUCUCUCAUUUUAAGCUUUACUUCUUUCUCUUGUUACUAUCUUCCUUUCUUUAAUCCAUUUUCAAUUCAACUUCUUUUUUAUUUAAUAUUUCUUUCUUUCGUUCUUUCUUUCUUGGAUCCUUUAUUUCUUUAUCGUUUCCCUUUCUUCUUUUCUUUCUUGAAUUCAUUUUUCAAUUCUAUUCAACUCCUUUUUUAUUGUUUUCAUUCUUCUUCUCUUACUAGUUUUUUUCUUCUUUCUUUCUUUCUUUCUUUCUUUCUUCAUUCAAAUCUACUUAUUUUUGUGUUCUUUUCUGUUAAUUUACUUCUUUCGACAUUCAAUUCAUUUUAUUUGUCUUUCUUUCUUUCAUUCUUUCUUUCUCUUUGUUCAGAUAAUUCUUUCUUUCUUCCUUUUCUUCGCUUAAUUCAUUUUAUCUUUGUUUCUUUCUUUCUCUUCUUUGUUCAGAUAAUACAUUCUUUCUUUCUUUUCUUCACUUAA